This is a messenger RNA of Biomphalaria glabrata, 2343 nucleotides long. RefSeq lists its product as uncharacterized. The transcript is spliced from 6 exons. Bases 160 to 2043 code for a protein of 627 amino acids. Lineage: Eukaryota; Metazoa; Mollusca; Gastropoda; Planorbidae. The record is from RefSeq and is a predicted model, not a curated record.
CAAGUGAAAGCUAAAAAAGAAAAAAAAAAAAGCGCAACAAAUUCAUGACGCUACACUGGCAACGUUGUGUCUCGGAGUCUGGCCUUCAAGAGGCCAUAUUGGUUUGCAUUUCGAGGCCAAUAUGGGACAGAAAUAAGCUAUUUCCUGUUUAAGAUCAAAAUGGCAGUGAUCAAAACGCCGGAUACUAAAACUUCUGGAGAUAUCGGUGUGAUCGUACUUCAAGCAAAGAAUGAAAGUACAGACCUCCCAUCUUCUCCGGCACCCAGUUAUACAGGUUCCCAGGGGAGCCACUCGCUGCUGUUACCUGCUUGUGGUCACGUGACCAAGGAGGAGGCUAGAACAAAGAAAAGAAAAGCGAUCUUACUUGAUGCCAAUAUCCUACGACAGCAGAGGUUUAAAAAUAUCCUAUGGUUGCUUCUGUUCUCUUCACUGUUCGCCCUGGCCGUCUGUGUGGUGAUUACCCUAGCCAAUAGCUUCCAGGAUGGCUUCUUUUUUAAAGGUAUGUCCGAUGGAGUGAUUUGCACGCCAUUUGGAACGUGUGAGGCAAAACGUGCAGAGGACAAUAAUUCUCCAAUAACGCACAUUCAGAAUCCAGAUUUUCAUGCCGGAUACACGCAGCAACAGUGUAUUCACCAAAGAGCCUUAUGGGAAGGUGGAUCUUACAACUCUGAGAUUAUCCAUGACCUCAAGACUAAAUGGUCAGCCUUGGUGGACCACAACGAACAAAGAUGUUUGUUGUUUGAAAUUCAUUUGGACGCUAUCGUCGGCUGUCCUCAAGAGUACCCAUGGUUCUUAGACAUGAGAGUGGGCAUCCCAGUGUGCCGAACUAUCCUGGACAGAAUAGCACCCAUACGUCGCGUCAUGCGACACAUCCUUGAUGAUGAUGUUCAAAACUUGACUUACGUCGGCUACAUCACGUCAAGGAAGUGCAGCAGGUAUAAAACAGCUGUAGUGGACAAAGUCAUUGUCCAGUAUUUCGACAUCAACAACAAUCGGAUCGCAAGAAGGUCAGUGGAGCAUAUUUUAAGCAAAGAACAGAUGUUUCAAAACGCCGUGGAAGAAAAAAAUCAAGCAGAUAAUGGACAACAGAUUGUAAGAGCAACUAGAGCUGCAGAGCAGAAGAGUAACUCUAAAGACAUUGCUGGACUAAGGAAUACACAAGCUGAAAUGAAUCGAUCCGAAGAAGAAUUUCUCAACAGAUUCUUAGCCAGCCUUGAAAAAAAACUCUCAUUUACAGAGAGUAACCAUGUUUCUAGGAUCAACAGUGAGAAUGAAAGGGGAAAGGUUUGGGGCCAAAGAAGAAAGCGAAAUUGGGAAGCAAGGAAAAUGAAAGAUAAAAGUAGAACUAAGCACUUCAAGAGUUUCGGGCAUCGUUCGAAUGUAACUCGGGGCAAUGCUGAUUCACUGAAUGAACGUAAACACGAGAAUCAGGCAAAAAGCAAUGCCGAUGAAAGCAAAAUAAUGAAGUUACCACGUACUAGAAGAGAAACAUUAACAGAUAAGAUCGCCCACACAGAGACAUUCAGAGAUCCAAGUCAUCAAGAGAAUGCAGAGAGGUCUGACAUAAAACACCUUCUCACAGACUCGAGACACCAAGAGAAUGCAGAGAAGUCUGACAUAAAACACGUUCUCGCAGACUCGAGACACCAAAAGAAUGCAGAGAAGUCUUACAUAAAGCACCUUCUCACAGACUCGAGACACCAAGAGAAUGUAGAGAAGUCUGACGUAAAACACCUUCGCACUGGCUUGAGACACCAAGAGAAUGCAGAGAAGUCUGACGUAAAACACCUUCGCACUGGCUUGAGACACCACUCCUUCAAGGACUUUGCUUACGGCACGAUGAAUCCCGAGGCCCAUGGUCACUGGGAGCUGGUAGUGUCUAGUAUCAACGAGGAUGGCAAAGCUUUGUUUAGUGAGAAGUUUAAGACCAUCCCAGAGAGCUUGGAGAGCGUGAACCAGUACGUGAAACCACUGUUACGAGAUGUCAUGAACGUUAUUCAAUCUGUUGUCAAGAGUGACCUGGUCAACAAACCCACACAUUGAUUUUCUUAGUAUCUGAUCAUAUUUUCAUAUUGAAUGUUAUAAGUAAUAAUGAAUGCGCUUUCUGUAACAAGAAUGUAGGUUAGACACAUAUGAAGUAAAUGACUAGAUAAACGUCCUAUUUGUAUGGUGGAGUCAACUAUUAUACAGAAGAGUGUGUUUAGUGCACCAUUCGGCACAUAGCAAAAAAAAAAAAAAAGAACAUUUACAUCUGUUUAACAUAUUGUGAAAUGAAAAUAUUCAUGUCUGUGUUAAAUAGACAACUAAUUGCUUGCAUUAAAAACUAUAGUUUCUUGUGCCCUA